AUGGCUACAGCUCCCGGUGACUAUCGUGCUAAAAUGUACUUAAUAGAAGGAGUGAUCGCGAAACUCCAAGGACAGUAUUUCGAUGCCGUUGGUAAACUUUAUCAAGCUAUGAUAUGUUUGCCUUCCGAAGAGACGGCAAGUGCACUGGUUAUGCUCAUGAGUAAUCUCAUCUUUCGUCAGGCCCUCAUGCAUGAAUUACUUUCUGCAAUUACUGUAUUACCUACGAACAAUGCCAAAAGUGCACUUGCCCCUCCAAUUCAUCCACCGCCAUCGAUAUUUGCCGCCGAAAAUCAUCCCAUUGCUAGUAUUCGUCUCAAUCUUGUGCGCAAAAGGUUGCUUCUAAUAUUUCAGAAGCGUCCACCUCGCCUACAACCUCAUCAAGCAGUUUAUCCUCAACACGGAAAGACUCCGCAAUUAAAAAUAACAACGAUUGUUUAG
This is a messenger RNA of Didymodactylos carnosus, 438 nucleotides long. NCBI's taxonomy places the organism in Eukaryota, Metazoa, Rotifera, Eurotatoria, Philodinida, Philodinidae. The record is from the annotation of a GenBank genome assembly.